This is a messenger RNA of Oncorhynchus gorbuscha (pink salmon), 1595 nucleotides long. Its product is annotated as secretagogin-like. Gene Ontology annotation, cellular component: nucleus; cytosol; dendrite. The transcript has 12 exons. Lineage: Eukaryota; Metazoa; Chordata; Actinopteri; Salmoniformes; Salmonidae. Gene Ontology annotation, biological process: regulation of presynaptic cytosolic calcium ion concentration; regulation of long-term synaptic potentiation. Bases 155 to 976 code for a protein of 273 amino acids. The record is from RefSeq and is a predicted model, not a curated record. Gene Ontology annotation, molecular function: calcium ion binding.
AAUUGAUCGGGCCACGUCGAGAAAAGCACCCACCCAUACGUUGUAGUGAACCAGUGCAGAGUAGACUCUCCACAAGGAUACAGAGACAGUAGGCUAUCACCUGAACUACCAUAAACCCUAUUAAGAGAUAUCAUUUACACUCCUGUUUAUUACAAUGGACUGCGCUUUUGAGCUCUUGGACGCUGUUGGUUUUCUGGAGAUUUGGCAACACUUUGAUGCAGACGAUAAUGGUUACAUUGAGGGCAAGGAGUUGGAUCACUUCUUCCGUCACAUGAUGACGAAAUUAGGUCCGGAGGAUAAAGUAACAGAGGAGAGGGUCCAGAGGCUGAAGCAGAGGUUCAUGUCAGCCUAUGAUGUCACCGCAGACGGACGCCUGCAGAUCCAGGAGUUGGCCGUGAUGAUCCUGCCACAGGAGGAGAACUUCCUACUGGUGUUCCACAGGGAAGCCCCUCUGGACAACAGUGUAGACUUUAUGAAGAUCUGGAGAAAGUAUGAUGCUGACAGCAGUGGAUACAUAUCAGCUGUGGAGCUGAAGGGUUUCCUGAAGGACUUGUUCCAGCAGCACGGGAAGGCUGUGUCCUCCAGCAAACUGGACGAGUACACAGACGCAAUGAUGAAGAUUUUUGACAAAAAUAAGGACGGUCGCUUGGAUCUGAACGAUUUGUCCAGGAUCCUGGCUCUAGAAGAGAAUUUCAUGCUUCAGUUCAAAAUGGACGCCUCCAGUCAAGAAGACAGAAAGAGAGACUUUGACAAAAUAUUCAACCACUAUGAUGUUAGUAACACCGGAGCUUUGGAAGGACCAGAGGUGGAUGGCUUUGUAAAAGACAUGAUGGAACUGGUCAGGCCCAGCAUCACUGGUCCAGAGCUGGACAAACUGAGGGCUGUGCUGCUGGGACACUGUGACGUCAACAAAGAUGGAAAGAUCCAGAGGAAUGAGCUAGCGCUGUGCCUGGGAAUGAAGCCCAAUAAGGCCUAGUCUUCCCCGUGCAGAGAAGACCUCUAACUACAGAUCCUUCCCUUCACUCUGAUGCAUCCAGAACACCUAGAACUUUAUGUCCAAUCUUCAAAAACAAAGAAGACAACAGCUGCCAGUGUUUUAGCAUGUUGUAGAACAAGCACUGUUCUGAAUGAUAUCAAUUGUCUUUUCUUGUGAUAGAUUCAAGAUAAUACAGAAUAAUACAGGUAGCCUACUGGUAAAUUGAUACAGAAUAACACAGGUAGCCUACUGGUAAAUUAAUACAGAAUAAUACAGGUAGCCUACUGGUAAAUUAAUACAGAAUAAUACAGGUAGCCUACUGGUAAAUUAAUACAGAAUAAUACAGGUAGCCUACUGGUAAAUGAAUACAGAAUAAUACAGGUAGCCUACUGGUAAAUUAAAGUGUAUCUAUUUGCAAAAGCAGGAGAAGGCUCAAUGUUCAAGACUGUGUUGUGAAUGAUGCUUAUAUUUUUAUGGUUGUGUUUUGUUGGCCUGGGCAUAGCUGGCUAUUGGACAAUUUGCAUGUAAGUGUAGUACUGUAUUGUACAUUAGGUGAGUUGCUGUUUUUAAUAUUAUAUGAUGAUGUUUAACAAUGAUAAUUAAAUCAAGAAUACUGGCA